CUUUUAACAGAACUCAGACUUUACCCAACAAAGACAAGGUAGGCUAUACUUUGCAUUUAACGUUUCAAUAAUACAUUUGGGAUCAAAACAACUUCAGCUGCAAUCCAAAUGUACUAUUUGACUUCUUAUGAGCCAUGUUGUGAUUUAAGGUUAUAUGCAUGGACAAAUAUGGAGUCAAUCAAAGUGUCAGCUAUAAGCAACAACCCGUUUUUCAUCUAUUAAUAAACAACUAUUAUCACUGUUCAUGAAUACACGACCAGACUUUAUGGAAGCUGUUGUAUUCCAUGGAGAUCAAGUAACUUCACUAAAAUUAACAGUAGCAACAUAACUCGUUCUGUAAGAGUUUGUUACAUUUUACUUGCACUCGUCUUCAAGCUACUCUCCCCUCACAGCACACAGAAAAAAAGUAUUUUAGGGUACUAUUUUACACAACAUCUUGGUCUAAGCAUUCACAUGACCAAGUUGUUAGUUUCUGUCUUGUCAGACAAUGUGGCAAAAUAAAGAGGAAAUCGCUUGAUACUCUCUUAAGUGUUUCUUAUUCACGGGGGUUUAUUUAAAAAAGAUUUAGUCUGAGUUCAAAUAGCGCUGUCCAUGGUGCUACUUUUUGCAACCCUGGGGUUCAACGCCGUUGUGCCGCCAACCCGCUCUUUAAUUAAUGCCCUCUGGAACAUUCUCAACAGUACAGGGCAACGUGACAUCAGAAGCUCGUUGCUUAUAUUGAGACAGCCUCGCCAUUGUGUUCAAACAAUCUUUGGUUUCACUGCCAUACACUCAAACAGUAUUUUAACAGUGAAGUGAAAAUAGCUCUUACGAAAUUAACAUGUUGUUAAAUGGCACUCUCUGUGGUGCUGAAUAAGGCUUGUAAUAUAUGGUUUCUGCGCUGUUCUACUACGAAAGAAGCACAUUUUAUGUAUCAUUGUUAGCUUAUUUUUCAGAAAAAAUACUUUAUAUUUCAUUUUAAUCCACGAGUAAAUAUUUUAGUGAUUAUUGUUUUUUCUGGUUCAUUACAGUCUUUUAAAUUUGUGGUGGCUUGUCUGGCUUUGGAAAUGCCCAUCAAUGGAUGGUUGUUGCAGCAUUUAUCUAAAUGUUAAACAUUGGUAAUGAAACGUGUGUACGUGAUGACAUUUUAACUAAUGGUUCAUGAUUUGAGGUCAAUCAUCAUGCGAUGUUAGACUGAAUUUGGAUAUCCUAACAUUAUUUGUGUACAUGGCAAAUUAACUGACCACGCAUAGAUAGAACUUACCCAUCAUUCACCACAUGAUGUCGUUGGAGACCAUAGAUUGAAAUGUCCCCGUAUAUCCAAGACUCCUCCUCCGUUGAUGGUAAAAACGAAAUCGUCAUCGGUCAUUUUAAACUCGGCACUCGAUGGUGUUGUGACGAGAUAGCUGGAUCUUAAACGGAGCAAUUUGCUUUUGAAGGAUUUACUAAUACAAAGGAUUCAUGAUUUACUCGGUUCAGGUCUUUUAUUGCACCAAGGAUGUAUGUGCCACGACAAAAGGAACGCGCCUGGAUUCAUAUUGUUGCGCUUCUUUGUCUUUGUGACUGGUCCGUCUCUCAGAUAUCUUACUCAAUUUCCGAGGAGGUGAACAAAGGCACCGUGGUGGGGAACAUCGCAAAGGAUUUGAACCUUAAUGUGCAAGAAAUAGAAAACAGGGACCUCCAAAUCGUAUCGGGUUACAAGAAGAAAUAUUUUGAUGUGAAUUUACGCACCGGGAACCUCUUUGCUGAAGAAAGAAUAGACAGAGAAGAGUUUUGUCCUAAUACGGUAAAAUGUACCUUGAAAUUACAGGCCGUUCUAAAAAAUCCAAUGAAUGCACAGCGUAUUGAAGUAAAUGUUUUAGAUGUAAACGAUAACUCGCCAGUAUUCAUUGAUCAAUCACAUUUACUUAAUAUCUCAGAAUCCUUGUCACCGGGAGAGCGAUAUCUUCUCCCAAUAGCAGAAGAUGCGGACAUAGGAAGCAACACAGUGAAGACGUACAAGCUGAGCCAAAAUGAAUAUUUCUCGCUUGAUGUGCAGAGCGGUGGAGAACACGGAGUGUCUGCUGAGUUAGUGCUGCAGAAAGCUUUAGAUCGAGAGAAACAGUCGGUGAUCACACUUGUCUUGACAGCUGUUGAUGGAGGUAAACCUGCUAGAUCAGGAACGUUGCAGUUAAUUGUUAAUGUUUUAGAUGUCAAUGACAAUACACCCACUUUCAGUAAAUCUCUUUAU
Anarrhichthys ocellatus (wolf-eel) is the source of this 2209-nucleotide messenger RNA. Its product is annotated as protocadherin beta-14-like. Gene Ontology annotation, molecular function: calcium ion binding. The transcript has a single exon. The annotation marks the transcript as partial. Gene Ontology annotation, cellular component: plasma membrane. The record is from RefSeq and is a predicted model, not a curated record. Lineage: Eukaryota; Metazoa; Chordata; Actinopteri; Perciformes; Anarhichadidae. Gene Ontology annotation, biological process: homophilic cell-cell adhesion.